CGCAGGCGCAGCCCCGCGGGGGCCAUGGCCGCUCACGGCCGUUGCUGAGGCGCCCGGCGCCGGCUCCGCUCCCGUCCCGCUCCGCUCCGGGCGGCCCCAUGAGGAGAAGGCGGCGGAGAAGACGGCGGAGCGGCGAUGGGCUCGCUGAGCAGCCGGGAGCUGAGGCGGUGGGUGGGCCUCCCGCGGGGGGACGGGGUUGCCGGGGACGACGGCGGCGGCAGCGGCGGUGUCCGGGGCGGCAAGAGGAAGCGCGGUGGGGCCGAGGGUCCCGGUGACAGCGACAGCGACGGCGAGGCCGAGCGGGAGGAGCGGCUCCUCAACACCCCCCGCAGGAAAAAAUUGAAAAGUACUUCUAAGUAUAUUUACCAGACUCUGUUUUUGAAUGGGGAGAACAGUGAUAUCAAAAUCUGCGCUCUGGGAGAGGAGUGGAACUUGCAUAAGAUAUAUUUGUGUCAGUCAGGCUACUUUUCCAGUAUGUUCAGUGGAUCUUGGAAAGAAUCUAGCAUGAAUGUCAUAGAGUUGGAGAUUCCUGACCAAAAUAUUGAUAUAGAAGCUCUGCAGGUGGCUUUUGGCUCACUCUACAGAGAUGAUGUCUUAAUAAAACCCAGUCGUGUCGUUGCACUUUUAGCAGCAGCCAGCAUGCUGCAGCUUGAUGGCUUAAUCCAGCAAUGUGGUGAAACAAUGAAGGAAACCAUUAAUGCAAAAACUGUCUGUGGUUAUUAUAAUUCAGCAGGGACCUACGGGUUGGACUCUGUGAAGAAAAAGUGCCUCGAGUGGCUCUUGAACAACCUGAUGACUCACCAGAGUGUUGAACUCUUCAAAGAACUCAGCAUAAACCUCAUGAAGCAGCUGAUUAGCUCUUCUAACCUGUUUGUGAUGCAGGUGGAAAUGGAUGUGUACACUGCUCUCAAAAAGUGGAUGUUCCUCCAGCUAGUGCCUUCUUGGAAUGGAUCUCUGAAACAACUCUUAGCUGAAGCUGAUGCCUGGUUUGCCAAGCGUAGGAAAGAUCUGGAGGGUGAUGUGUCCUUCCUGGAGUCGGAGCAGGGGAAGGCGUUCCUGUCGGUGUUCACACACCUGAGGUUGCAGUACAUCAUCAGUGAUUUGGCAUCAGCCAGAAUUAUUGAGAGAGAUUCCCUCAUCCCUUCAGAAUGGCUGUCCUCUGUUUACAAACAGCAGUGGUUUGCCAUGCUCAGAGCAGAACAAGACAAUGAUAUUGGGCCUCAAGAAAUAAAUAAAGAGGAACUGGAAGCAAACAGCAUGAGGUGUGGUCGAAAACUUGCAAAGGAUGGUGAUUACUGCUGGCGCUGGACUGGGUUCAACUUUGGCUUUGACCUCCUUGUAACUUACACAAACCGCUACAUCAUUUUCAAACGGAACACUCUGAAUCAGCCCUGCAGUGGCUCAGUCAGCCUGCAGCCCCGCAGGAACAUAGCCUUCAGGUUACGCCUCGCCUCUUUUGAUGGCAGUGGGAAAAUGAUCUGCAGCAGAACCACAGGAUAUCAGAUCCUCACCCUCGAGAAGGACCAGGAGCAGGUGGUCAUGAACUUGGACAGCAGACUCCUGAUCUUCCCUCUCUAUAUCUGCUGUAACUUCUUGUACACCUCACCAGAGAAGAAGGCUGAGAGUGAGGCACAGCCAGACCAUGUGGAAACCUGAGAGCUCCUCAGCAGCAGAGAGCAGCAGGCUGGAUGCUUCCAGUGCAACGCCCUGAGGCACAGAGCUUUGACAGCAAACAAGGCCUUACACUGUAGCAGAUAGAGACAUGGCCUUAGUGUACUCCUAUGCAUAUCUAAAGAGAAGGUCAGAGUUAUAUAGGCCAAAACUAGUUAUCCAUUUUCAUGUUUGUUUUGUAUCUGCAUUCUGUUGUUCUUCAGGCAGUCGCCCAUUCCUUUUCAAGAGAUGUUUUGCUUUUUAUUUCUUCUGGGUGAAAACUGAGCCAAAUUGAAAACAGGGAAUUGAUGUGAAUAACAUCUUAUGAACUUCUCUGUCAGACUCUGAGCACACGUUUUAGAAUAGGUGAGUUUUGUUAGGUUGUUUGCUUUUUUGUUUGUUUUUUAAUAACUGAUCUGUAAAUACCAGAUCCGUAUUUCUUACUUUGUGCUCCUUUUCCAUUGGGGCCAAAUAUGUGCAAAUGUUGCCUGUCACCUUUUGUUAGUUAUUUAACUGUACAGGCUUUCAAACCUCCUUGUUUUUAAGAUUUUUUUGUGUCUCUUAUAACAUAUGUUUCAUUCUUGAGCUUUUUUUAAUGCUGCAGCAAAUCUCUUUAUUUAGCAGGUGAUUUUGCUAACAAGGACGUGUGUAAGUGAAGUAUUUUUUCCACACACAGCAAAUACUCUCAUGUCCUAACCAUCACUCAAGCCUACUAUGCAGCAGCUUUCAGCCAGGAUUCUCCUGAAUGCUUACUGUACUCACAUGAACCAAAUACCAGUUUUUAAACAUUGUUUUGGUUUUGUUUUUUAUGACUUCUUUUAACUUACAUUGGGAAUAUAUCCCCUUUUAGCUCAGGAACUUGUGACCUCUGAGUGCCUUUUGAGUUGUCUGUGUUAACACAAACUUCACAUCAGUUAAGCAAGGUCACAGGAUCUAAAGGAAGAGCUGGGAACAAGGGAUUCCUUUUCAGUUGGUUUGACGAGUGAGUCAGGUGUCAGAGGAACACUGUGUUAGUUCUUUGUGUGCGUUGGGUUUUAUGUUUGUCUGUUGCAAUUUUGAAUUCUUCUUGCAUCAGGAUUUUUUGGAUUCAAAGUGGGAAUUUUGCCUCUUUAGUAGCCUAUUUUUUUAAUGUUGUCAGAAAAGUAUGAAACCAUUUGUACUUUAUAACAAGGAGAAAAAAUGUUAGGCAAGAUGGAAAAAAAGUGGCAAUUUGUCAAUAAAUGAUUUCAAGUGGCA
Molecule: messenger RNA, 2886 nt
Organism: Calypte anna (Anna's hummingbird)
Lineage: Eukaryota; Metazoa; Chordata; Aves; Apodiformes; Trochilidae
Gene: GMCL1
Product: germ cell-less 1, spermatogenesis associated
Exons: 14
Coding region: 136-1656 (506 amino acids)
Biological process (GO): germ cell development
Molecular function (GO): protein binding
Source: RefSeq, a predicted model, not a curated record